AAGUGUAACCCUUGACGCACCUGCUUACACGUGCCACUCAAAUUUAUUAUCCCGGAUUUUAGGCCGAUGAUAACAGUUUACAUAUCCUCAGACGAUACACAGAGGUAAACCGUGAAAAUGGCUGCGACCAGUUGGGGAGUGUUGUUGGCUAUUCUGCUUCAGCAACUGGCCGAAGUCCACACUUUGACAGGACCACACGUGUGUACUCAACAGCAAAGUAGAUCGGUGACGGUUUAUCAACAAACGAGCAGACAGCAAUAUCAACGAUACACAACAAGUUGUGGCCUUUUCGGUUGGAGCCGUUGUACGCGGUAUAGACCCAUUACAGCUUAUUACUCCCGGCCAGUGUACCAAACACAAUAUUACCAGACUCAAGUCUGCUGCUCUGGCUGGAAACAAACCGGAACAACCUGUAACACACCAAUCUGUAGUCGUGGAUGUGUCCAGGGUUCUUGUACCGCCCCCAAUGUGUGCACCUGUACAAGCGGUUACAGCGGAGCACGGUGUGAUACCGAUAUCAACGAAUGUACGGGCUCCCAUGGCUGUCAACACAACUGUGUGAAUACUGCAGGAAGUUACAGGUGCACGUGUAGAACUGGCUAUGUAUUGUAUGGCACUAAAAACUGUACCGACAUAAACGAAUGUACUGCAGGCACCCAUAGGUGUGAUCACACGUGUCACAAUUCUAUUGGUAGUUACUACUGCACGUGCCGAGAUGGCUACCGACUCCAAGGUUCUCACAGCUGUUUAGAUAUUGAUGAGUGUACCAGUAAUAACGGUGGAUGUUCUCAAAUAUGCUCCAACAUCCCAGGAAGUUACCGCUGUAGUUGUAAUGUUGGCUAUGCCCUGCAGGCGGACAGUCACUCGUGUAGAGAUAUCGACGAAUGUUCCACUGGCAAUGGCGGCUGUGCCCAUAACUGCACCAACACCGUGGGAAGUUUCUUUUGUACCUGUAGGACUGGGUUUGUAUUGGAUGGGAACGGUCUGACUUGCUCUGACCACGACGAGUGUUCAACCUCCCAUCAUGGCUGCGAACAGAAAUGUAACAAUCUUCAUGGGAGCUACUACUGCUCUUGCAAUAUAGGCUACAUUCUUGCUGCUGACAAGAAACUCUGCAACGACGUUGACGAGUGCAGUAACGGGACCCAUGCCUGUGAUCACAACUGUCACAAUACACGUGGUAGCUACACGUGUUCAUGUAGAAAUGGGUAUGAACUGGCGCCCGAUGGACGUGGAUGUAUAGAUAUCAAUGAGUGUGACCGUGGGACCGAUGGCUGUGGACAUAUUUGUAAGAACACCCAGGGUUCUUUCUACUGUACAUGUCAGUCUGGAUGGCAUCUUGGCACUGAUAACAAGACAUGUUUAGGAAACCCCUGUGUUGCAAUUGACACGCCAAAUAACGGCGCCAGAGCCUGUAGUGGGUUUGUCACCAACGAGACGUGUACUUUUUACCUGUGAUCUGGGAUACUACAUGGUCG
Messenger RNA from Lingula anatina, 1478 nucleotides. RefSeq lists its product as uncharacterized. Lineage: Eukaryota; Metazoa; Brachiopoda; Lingulata; Lingulida; Lingulidae. The record is from RefSeq and is a predicted model, not a curated record. Gene Ontology annotation, molecular function: calcium ion binding; protein binding.